This is a messenger RNA of Monascus purpureus, 1529 nucleotides long. NCBI's taxonomy places the organism in Eukaryota, Fungi, Ascomycota, Eurotiomycetes, Eurotiales, Aspergillaceae. The record is from the annotation of a GenBank genome assembly.
ACCUACUUCCUUGCUACUUAUAUAUAGCGACGCCUCAACACUCAAUUGAUCCUGCUCGUCCUCCUCUCCAGGCUCUCUUGGCUUUCCUCCUGGCUCCUGUGACUUCGUCCUGCCUUUUGUCUUCUCUCGCAUCUCCGUCGAACCCCCGCUCCGCACCAUAGUGUAAAUAUGGAUAUCGUCCUCGAGGUGUUCGACACCUACAUCGGCGAUCGCAUCUAUGCCAGCCUUCUUCCGGCAUCUCUUUCAUCGUCCGUCUCCGUUCCCACGUUCAUCAAUGCCCCAAACAGCACCCUGUCCUUCUUCGGGGCGUCCACUCCGUAUGUCUAUGAACCUGCGACCAGCUUCUUCCAACUCGAGCCGUCGCGCUUUGCCUACAUGAGCGCAUGGCCCAGGAACAACAUCUACCGGCAGACCACUAGCUUCUUUUUCAUCACUUGGAUCUUCGGCUUGAUCGUCUACUUCAUCUGUGCCACUCUGUCGUACAUAUUCAUCUGGGACAAGACCACCGUCAAGCAUCCCAAAUACCUCAAGAACCAGAUACCACUGGAGAUCGCGCAGACCAUGCGUGCAAUGCCCGUCAUGUCCUUGUUGACCGUCCCUUUCUUUGUCGCCGAGGUUAGAGGCUACGCCAAACUCUACGACUCAUUCGAUGAAGAGCCUUUCCCGUACUAUAGCAUUCUGCAGUUCCCACUCUUUAUCGCUUUCACCGAUCUCUGCAUCUACUGGAUCCAUAGGGGCCUCCACAAUCCUCUUGUGUACAAGAAACUGCACAAGCCCCAUCACAAGUGGAUUAUGCCUAGCCCCUUUGCCUCCCACGCCUUUCACCCCGUUGACGGUUGGUCCCAGAGCCUUCCUUAUCACAUUUUCCCCUUCAUUUUCCCUCUUCAGAAGAUGGCAUAUGUCUUCCUCUUCGGCUUCAUCAACUUCUGGACCGUCAUGAUCCAUGACGGUGAGUAUGUCGCCAACAGUCCCGUCAUCAACGGCGCUGCUUGCCACACGAUGCACCAUCUGUACUUCAACUACAACUAUGGCCAGUUCACCACUUUGUGGGAUCGCCUAGGAGGUAGCUACCGGAAGCCCAACGAGGAACUUUUCCGUCGUGAGACCAAGAUGGGAAAAGAAGAGUGGGACAGACAGACUAAGGAAAUGGAGGAUAUCCUCAAGAGCGUCGAAGGUACUGAUGAUCGUACCUAUCUUGCUGAUGAACAGAACAAGAAGGAUCUGUGAUUCCAAUCCUAUCUGAAUGGAUACGUUUGGAAGACUGCAAUAUCGACUAGCUGGUCGAGUCUAGAAAAGGCAAGCCGAAAGUAGGAAAAGAUGCAAGAUUUUUGAGUCACGGGUAAGAGAGACAAAAAGAAAGAAAAGGGGAGAGAAGAAGAAAAAAAAGUCCAACAGGAGUGGAGAUCGAGCAAUCGUCUAUUUCGCUGAGAACGAACGGAACUAGCUAUCGAGGCAGGCUCUCACCUAGUCCCAUUAAUCCGUGUCUGAUAGUGAGGUGAACUCAUCAAGUUGCUCUAUGAACCGGUUCA